CCACAAAAAUCUUAACCCGUUUUUCUAAAUUUGAGGGAAAUGCAUUAAAAUAACAUUGAAAGGGUUGAUGAAUGAAUCUUGACGCAUGCGCGUUUUACGCCAGACAUAUUUACGAUACAACCCGGAGCGCUGUUUACAACCGAGCUGUGCGCAACUUAAUGGGUUAUGCUGCAAAUUAGCUUCGCUUCCGUAGUGCAUUUGUCUCCAUUUCACAAUGGUGCGUAUGUGUGCUUUUCCUGGAUGUUUCAACAGACAGAAAGCAGUGAGGUUACGACCGCGGCCGGUAUCGCCAGAGGAAAGGCUGACUUUUCAUAGAUUCCCGUUAAAUGAUCCCGAGCGUCUGAAGCUGUGGCUGCUCGCGGUUCACCGGGACGCCAGUUUACCUGUUCAGUCUCUCGACGUUUUGAGGCUGUGCAGUGAACAUUUUUCACGAGACGAUUUUAAAUCAGACGAGGGAAAUGCACGACGAUAUCUGAAGUCAACAGCCGUUCCUGUGUUAUUUUCGAGAACUGAGGAGGCUGAAGAUGAAGAGACCAUUGCUUCUCCUUCUGUUGUGUCAGAGAAGAGCGUGAAGACUGGGGAAAAAGGCACUACACCAGCACCACCUCAAAUAAAGCUAAAAACUAGCCGUCCCACUCAUGACGAAGCCAAAUCUCAGAGCAACGGGCUGAAGAAAUAAACCACUCAUGCCGGAACAUCUCUUAAUAUGUCUGUUGUCCGUCUUUUUUUUUUUUAAAUAUAACAAAUGAUCAUACUGAGUAAGUCCUAGCUGUUCUGUCACAGCUUAAUUGCCACUACUGUAUUUUUGUUUUACUACUUUCUAAAAAUAAAAAUUCUUUUUUUGCAUUUUGUGAAAGAAGAUACAA
This is a messenger RNA of Labeo rohita (rohu), 866 nucleotides long. RefSeq names its product peroxynitrite isomerase THAP4-like. The record is from RefSeq and is a predicted model, not a curated record. NCBI's taxonomy places the organism in Eukaryota, Metazoa, Chordata, Actinopteri, Cypriniformes, Cyprinidae. The transcript is spliced from 3 exons. Bases 215 to 679 code for a protein of 154 amino acids.